This is a messenger RNA of Chelonus insularis, 14892 nucleotides long. It is a transcript of the gene HERC2, whose product is annotated as E3 ubiquitin-protein ligase HERC2. The transcript is spliced from 5 exons. The record is from RefSeq and is a predicted model, not a curated record. Bases 267 to 14366 code for a protein of 4699 amino acids. Gene Ontology annotation, biological process: protein ubiquitination. NCBI's taxonomy places the organism in Eukaryota, Metazoa, Arthropoda, Insecta, Hymenoptera, Braconidae. Gene Ontology annotation, molecular function: zinc ion binding; ubiquitin-protein transferase activity.
AAAAUAUUGCCUAUUCCAAUACACUCCGUAAAUAUUUACGUUUUAUAAUCAAUAAAUUAAAGAAUCCUACAAUUUUAUUUAUUCGUCCUAUUUAGGUAAUUAGUAAUAAACAACAAUGAUAUUCCAUCGAUUAGUAAUAAUGAAAUUUAAUAAAAAAUAUUAACAUCUCAAAAUGUCUUAAAUUAAAUGUCAACUUAAUCCUCAAAAAGAUGAAUAUCAUUCGUUUACUAAAUCACCAGGCUUAACUUUAUUGAUUAGAUAAAAAAAUGAGUGGUCAGUUAAAUAUCACAAUAAGGUCUGAAGCUCGAUUGGAUGCGAAAUGGUUAAAAACAGAUUUACGACGUUUACUCUGCCGAGAUGGGCUUGCGGAGCUUUGGAACGGAAUGGUUCGAGAUGGAGAAAUAAUAGGAAACUUCAGCGAUGGUCUAGUGAAUUCUGCUGGAGUUAUAGCAAGAAAAGGUGACAGUGGUCAUUAUUAUUGUAAUUUAGACGUAUUAACUUGUCCAUGUUGUGAUGGAAUAUGCGGUCCUCAGAGUGGCUGUAAUUGUGUACCUUGUCAAAAAUUAGAUGAGGAAGAAGCAGCAAGAACAACAGCUUUAGUAGAAAAAUUCGUACCAGCACAAAAUACGAUAGAUUCAUGGCUUUGGGGGUCCCAACUGUCAUCAAGUGAUUGGUUGAAUUGCAUAGAAUCAUUGAUUAAAGAACAAACUACCUUAUGUCACGAAGUUGCCAAUAGUACCUUAUCAUCAAUACGUUUGCGGCAACGAGUGGUAGUCGCACGUAGAUAUUUUACUGCCUUGUCACGCCACAAACCUCAGGAGAACAAAGAACCUAUGACUGUAUCAAAGACUGCAACAAAAAUACAAAAAGUAUCCAAGCCAAGUGAAAAAGCAGCCGUGGGUUUAGCGAGAGUUGGAACACGAGCUGCACUUAAUUUUUCAUUUGCUUAUCUCCGAAGAGCAUGGCGAUCUGGUGAAGAUAUUGAAUUCUGUAGUGAAAUACUUUCUGAAUCUCUAGAAACUCUUCAAGCAUUACCUGAAGCGACUGUAUUUGAAGAAAAUAGUAGCUCUCAAGUGUGGCUAGAAGUUGUAGAAAAAUCAGCCAAAUUUUUACGUCAAGUAGUUAAUGGUGAUGUUACGGAUAGAUCUUGGUGUCCAGUUCCAGUAUCCGACCAACAUACAGCUCUCUGUCUUUUACUAGAAUUAGUGAUACAAAAAGGUACUCUGUCUGGUAUUUUAGACUCAGUAAUUUUACUUUUACAUCUCAGUGGAAAAACGAAAAAUCAAGAUAAUAGAGUCAUACCACCAGGAAGUUCAGCACCACUAGUACCACUUCUUCGACGUCUCAAUUCCAUUCCAGCCCCAAAAUCUCGUCGUGUAGAUGAUAAUUUAACUCCAGGUCCUUGUGAAGUUCUUUUGAAAUAUUUAACACUCCCUGAAGAUGAUAAAGUUGCAAUAGAUUUACGAAAAGCUGCUGUUGUGAUAAUGUGCAAUUUAAGUCGAUUGGCUACUCCACAUCUUCCUCCUUUAAUUACUGACAGUUUGUCUAAAAUCCAGUCUCAAACUUUUCAAGAAGUGUUAGUCUGGGGAGGAGUGAAAUUUGGUAACGGGUCAUCUCCAUUUUACUGUGAUGCUAUUGCAGAGCUUGGAGUUAAACAACUUUGCUGUGCAGAACGUGCUUUAAUGAUUUUAACACAAAACGGUCAAGUUUAUACCAUGCAUUAUGGUUCAGAAACUCAAUAUCCUCAGAAAGUAUCUGGCUUUACGAAUGAAGUUAUCAAAAUGAUUGCAACACAUCCUGAUGGAAGGCAUUAUAUGGCAUUAACUGAAGACGGAGUAACGUAUUCAUGGGGAUGUGGAAAUAGUGGAAGACUUGGCCAUGGAGAUACCAAUUCUUACGAUGACCCUCAAGUAAUUAGAGUACUUGAAGAUAAAAACGUUACAUUCAUAGCUUGUGGGAGUACUUAUUCUGCUGCCAUAACAGCUACAGGAGAACUUUACACCUGGGGAAGAGGAAAUUAUGGUAGACUAGGCCAUGGAAUCUGUGAUGAUAUUUUAAUACCAACGGUAGUAACUGCAUUAAAUGGCCAUGUAGUUGUUUAUGUUGCUUGCGGAACUGGAGAUGCUCAGACCUUAUGUGUAACAGCUUCAGGAAUAGUUUUUUCUUGGGGAGAUGGAGACUAUGGAAAACUCGGUCGCGGUGGUUCAGAUGGUUCUAAUCUUCCUAAAAUUGUUGAUAAGCUUUUGGACAUUGAUGUAGUUAAAGUUUAUUGUGGUGGACAAUUUUCAGCAGCAUUGACAGCCCAGGGAGAAGUUUAUACGUGGGGCAGAGGAACUGCUUAUCGUUUAGGACAUGGAAACGAAGAGCACGUACGAUAUCCAAAAUUGGUUGAAGGAUUAAAAGGUAAAAAAGUGAUAGAACUUGCUGUUGGUAGUGUACUCGUACUUGCAUUGACUGAAGAUCAACAAGUUUAUGGCUGGGGAAGGAAUGAUUAUGGACAGAUCGAUCCUAGUCUUGGUUUUACUAAGGUAUCAGAACCUUGGUUGUGUAGUGCAUUAACGGGAAAAAGUGUAAUUGGAAUAGCAUGUGGACCAACUCAAAGCUUUGUUUGGUGUUUAUCAACAUGGUCUGUAGCAUCGCGUAUCGUUUUUGUUGUUGACGUGUGUGAAGAAACAUUUAAAUUACUUGACAUACUACUUGCCAAGUCUUGUGAAGGACUACCAGGUACUCGACCACCAACUCAAGACCGUGAAUGCCUUGCAGUAGCAACUUUAAAUUUAUUAAGACUACAACUUCAUGCUAUGAUCUCACAUGGAAUUGAUCCUAAAUCGGUUGGACUCUGUUGCAGUAAUUUAUUGAACUCUUUGAAACAACGAUGCGUUCAUCUAGCAAGUGGUGUAGGAAUUUUAGCUACUAUUCAAGAAGCUGCUCAAGCAGUUCUUCAAACUGGUUGGAGUAUUAUGUUACCUACCGCUAACGAAAGAGCAAAAACUUUAUCUGGUUUUUUGCCAAAUUCUAACAGUGUUGAACAAUUAAGUGCUAAUAAAGGUCAACAAUUUAUGGCAGAUUUAUUAGUAUCUAGUUUGAUGGCUGAUGGAGGAUUAGAGCACGCUUUAAAAGCAGCUAUUAAAGCAGAAGUUACAGAUAUAUCAGAUGAAAAAGAGAUAAUUGUUCCUUCAAAUUCAACUUUAGCAAGCGAAACAAAACAAGCUAAGGAAUUAAAUUCAGAAAAAUAUAACAUGACCAUAUCUCUUCUUCAACUGGUCAAACAACUGAUUAGAAAUGGCACUUGUAUUACUCAGUCACAACUUCAAGCACUUCAACAAGGUAGAAGACAAGAAGAAGAAGAUAAAAAAAUGAGUAAUUCACCAAGUUUAAAUCUUCUUCUUCGAUGGCAACGAUUAUUAAUUGCACAAUUAUAUCAAUCCAUCAGUAUAUCUAAUUCCGAAGGUACACGAGACAAUGAAAUGAUUGGAAUAGAAUCUCUGUUGAAAAAGUAUACAAUUCAAAUAUGUAACCAUGUCACUGAAAUUCUCCCUAUGGCUAGCGAAAUAUCAGCAAUUAAUAAUAAAUAUUUUAUGGUAGUUGCGACUAUUUUAAAAGGAGAUAUUGUGAAUGUUCUAUUACCUGAACUUAUAGUUUGUUUGAUUCUUCUUCAAAUAGAUUAUUCUAUGCUGCUACGAGAUAUGAACUGGAUGACUGUCUUUGCACCAGUUUUGGAUGUUUUAGAUCAAUUUAAUCGUCUUGCUCCUACGAUAGAUAAAGAAGAUGCAGAUGAUAUGUCUUGGCCAGGAAUAAUUGCUCCUCAACAAGGAAACAAAGCUUCCAAUGCUGAAGAACCAUCACUGAUCCGUUGGGCUGACUUAGAAAAUCAUAAUCGUGAUGGAGGGCAUUGGAUUGUCAUCAAUAAUCAUGUUUAUGAUGUUCAAGAAUUUUGUCGUGAAGGUUCUUGCACUUUAGAGAUGUUUCAGAGAUAUGCUGGAAGAAAUAUUCCUACUAUCAAUACCAUAAUUCCUCCUCAUUUGAAUACAGGAAUGAUGGAUUCGUAUUUUGUUGGAUAUUAUUGUCAACCAGAACCUGACUCUACACAAUUUCCUAUCGAAGUUGUGGAUGUUUGUUCAUCUUUAUUAGAUAUGGAACGUUCUCUGAGUUUUCUUCUUGGCCUUCACGCGCACAGAAUGCGACAAAGUUUUGCAUUGCUUCCAGCAGAAAUAGAAGCACACCUUUGGCUAGAUGCUAAAUUUCUUCGUGGUGGUCUUCAAAUUCUUCAACCACCGAAUCCAUAUGAAGAAGAAAAAGGAGAAGCUCGAAGUACUCAUUCCACGCCUGCAAAUUCACCAACAGAGCCUGUAGUUCCUAUUUCGAGUAAAGAUAAAUUACAAAAAGUAUCUGAUGAUCGAGUAAGUGCUUUUAUUCAAGCUCUUGCUGAAACUCACAAAACUAAUACCUAUGUCCAAACAUUUUUGACAAUGGUAGAUAAGUAUAGCAAAGCAAAUAAUUUACUUUCCCAUGUUGAUUUUUGUGGAGAUCAUCCUGUAGAGGAAGUAGGUCGACUUCUUAUGGCUGUAAUAAUAAAACAUCUUGCUCUUGGGCAUCAAACGAUUAUGUUAGUUGAUCAAGAGCUAGCUGAUGGUAAUGCAAAACUAACCAGACCUUUAGGAGAUAUGGUAAAAACAAUUCAUCAAACGAAAUGGAAUUUAAUAAAAACUAGACAAUUACAAAAUCGAAGUUACAAAGAAGUUUGUGCUCCUGUUCAAGACAAAUGUCGAUUUUUACUUUAUGAAGUUAGACCAGCAACUAGUUAUGAAGUUAAAGGGUAUCAGAACUUGAAAUUAUUAUAUACAAUACCAAAAUUUAAAAAAGUAGUGCACAGUGUUAUUACAGAUAUCAAGAAAAACAAAGAAACAUCAGGUAAACUUGAAGACAUAGUAAAUACUUCUAUUCAAAAUACGAAAGGCAGAAGAAAAUCUGAAGACUGUUCUACACCAAAAGAAGCUACUACACCAAUCACAGUUAUGCCUGAAAAAUUGGAAGAUAAUCAGAGUAAAAUGAAUAUCCUUCUUCAGUCGAUAGAAAAAAUGGAAAGUAAAACAUUAGUUAUUGAUCCUCAUGAAUUAAUGACUGAUAUAAUUAAUUUUGCCAUCUCUGAAGAAGGUGGAGAUGUAGAAAACCUCCGUCGAGCAAUGUAUUGUCAAAUUCAGCGAGUAAAAAUGCGAGAAAAAGGAAUUAAAAUGAUCAAAAAAUUGUUAACAAAAGAUUAUUUAAUUACUUCUGUCAAAUAUUCAUUAUUAAAUGGUUGGCUCGGUCUUAUACCUGAUAAUACUCAAUUAUCAAGAAGAAUAACUCAUUGUUUAAAUGACAUUCAGCUUGUUACACCAUACCAAAAAGCAAAAGUACUCUUGGCUGAAGCUGAAGUGACAUCUUGGGCAGUUCAAGCACUCAGAGCUUAUGUAAUUCAAGCUGAAUUACCUAGCAAAGAAAAAGUAAGUGGAAAGAGUAGUUUAAAUCAAGGUACUUAUACCUGGUUGAGAAAGUUACCACGUGCAAGAUUUUUAUUAGCCAUUCUUGGUAUGUUAACAAAUCAUCAUUAUGCAAAUGAAAUAGGACUCUUAAUUAAUUCCGGCUUAUUGUCAAAUAUUUUAACACUACUUCGACAAAUAGGGCCUUCAGCUAAAAAUGAAACUGUCAGAGUACCAGAAACUACAGCUAUUUAUGAAGACUCAGUGCAAAAAAAUGAACCUCAUACAGUUCAGUUAAGUGGACCAGAACUCGCAGCUUUAAUGAAAAUUGGUACUAGAGUAGUUCGAGGUGUAGAUUGGAAAUGGGGAGAACAAGAUGGUACUCCUCCAGGUGAAGGAAAAGUUAUUGGAGAGCUUGGAGAAGAUGGUUGGAUUAGAGUACAAUGGGAUAAUGGAACAACGAAUUCAUAUCGAAUGGGAAAAGAAGGAAAAUAUGAUUUAAAACUUGCUGAACCGCCUAUUCCACUUGAAAAUGACUCUGAUGAUGAAUCUCCAAUUGAUACGAAUAAAUCAAACGAAGGAAGUAAAAAAGAAAUUCACCCCACUACUUAUUUAAAAAGUGCAUCGACGAAUUUGUUAAAAAUUCUACUUUUAUCAUGUGGACUUAACGCCGAUGGUAUUCAAAAAUCUGCUGUAACAAUUCUUUCAUCUAUUCUUCGAGGAAUAAUUUCAUUAGCUAAUAAAAAUGAUUCGAGUAUUGCUACUCAAUUAGCUCGAGAACAUCAUGAAACAUGGGCAACUCUUGGCCUAUUGAAAACUAUCGCAAAUUUUCCAUCUCUAUGUCGAGCUCUCAGUACACCAGCAUGGAUCGAUUUUCUUCUGAGUUUGAUUGCUGAUGAACUGGAAGUCAAUUUAUGUAAACAAAUUAUGGCGAUUAGACUUUUAUCAGCUGUAUUGAGCUCCUGGUCAUCUAAUAGCCCUGAAAUGACUCCAUUUUUAGAGAAAGUAUUUAAAUUAUUGGGACAAAUUGCAUUGAGUUGUGAAGCUGGUGUUACUGGAGAGCUGCAUAGUAAUAAAUGCAGAGUGUCUAUGACCGCAUCUCAUAGUUCGACAUUGGCUGAAGAAUUAAUAGCUUUAAUAAGACAUUUACAUUCUCUUCCAGGAUGGAGUGAUGCAUUAAAUUCAUAUUUAAUGGAAAAAAUGUCCUUAGCUGCAGAUUUGUUAACAGAUGGACCACUAUUUCACAUACAAAUGAAUGAAAAUGGUGGAGAAAAUAGUACGUUAAUUCAACAGACUGUGAUGGCUACUUUAAUUGUUAUUGGUGGUUUAGAUAGUAGACCUAGAAUUGGUGGUAUUGUUGAAGUUGAUGGAGAAAUAGCGACUAUAUGUAAAUUUACUCCUCACUCAAAGAUAGUUGUGCAAUUACGUGAUACUGGAGUGAAGAAAAAAGUUCUCUUUAAUACAAUUGUGAAUAUUCCACAAAAAUUUUAUUUAGAUAGAAUGACAAUGACUGAAUCUCUAUUAUUUGCGUGGGCGAAUUUAUUACUUGGUCAUUAUAAUAUGGACAGAAGACCCGGAGGAAUGCCAGUGAUUGCUGGAGUUGUUAAUUCAUCAAUUCUACGAACUCAACAAGAACAUUUAGCAGCUUUAAAUGCUGGAAAAGCGUUAUUAGGAUAUCAAACGAUUCUCCGACAAGUUUUAAAAUGUGCUGUAGCAGCAGGAGAUGAUGAAAGAAGAAUUUUAUUUCAAGAAAUACUCACUAGAGCAGUAAAACCACAACCUUUAAAACCAAUUUUUAAGAGAGAUGAGUUAGAAGCUGCUGCUUUAGCUGUAUCUCAAUAUUUAGCAUCAGAAUUACGUCACAUUCCUAUUCAUAGAUCUGGUUUAAUAUCAGAACCAACAACUCCGACAUCAGAUUGCUCUUUAGCAUCAUUAACGUCUAGUCAAAAGAGAUAUUGUAGAAGCAGUGGAAAGAAAUCCAUCACUAGUCCUCUAGUCACUCAAUUAACAGAAAUGGGCUUUCCUAAAAAGAGUGUCAAAUAUGUCAUAAAAAAUUUAAGCGUCACUGAAGGCAAUAUUACACCAGAAACUGUUGUAGCUUGGCUGAUUGAGAAAGCGGAUACAGCUUUUACUGAAAUGGAUGCUUUAUCAAGUUCUGAAACUAGUUCAGAAUCUGAAGAAUCUUCAAGUGAAGAAUUAGAUGAUUUAUCAUCAAUCCAUGAUGUCUUAACACCUACUUAUAUGAAAAGAUCUGAUUUCUUAUCUUUUGAUGAAUAUGCCAUUUAUGUCAGAGAUAAUAUCGCCCCUGGAAUGUUGGUUAGAUGUUGUAAAAGCUAUGAAAAAGUGGAGUUUGGAGAUAUUGGUCGAGUUGUUAAAAUAGACCCUGAAGGUCUUCAUGAUUUAAAUGUCCAAGUUGCUUGGCAGCAUAAAGAUGGUACAUAUUGGGUACGAUUCAUUCAUAUUGAACUUCUUGGACACUCUCCAAUUCCUGCUCUUAAAAUUGGAGAUAAAGUAAAGGUUAAAUCAUCAGUUGCUGUUCCAAAAUAUAAAUGGGCUUCAGUGAAUCAAUCCAGUGUUGGUAUUUUAACUGGAUUCAUUAAUAAUGGUAAAGAUGUUUCUGUUGAUUUUCCUGAAUACAGUAACUGGAUUGGAUGUAUAGAAGAAAUGGAACGAGUACCAUCAUGCCAUCAUGCAGUUUCUUGUAAUGCAUGUCAUUUAUCUCCAAUAUCUGGCCCAAGAUUUAAAUGUAAAGUUUGUGAGAAUUAUAAUCUCUGUGAAAAUUGUUUUUAUACUAAACGAUCACAUCGUCAUGGCUUCAAUAGAAUUACUGAGCCUGGAUCUGCAGCAGUUUAUGCUGGAAGACCUGGAAGAUAUAACAGACAAGAUAUCACAAAAUCUCCUUUGAUUGAAGAUUGGUCCAAGUGUAUUAGAACGUUGAGUGUAUCUUCGAGAGAAAAUUGGGCUACAAGGUUAAUUGAUGGAUCAGGAAAAUAUUGGCAAAGUAAUGGAUCAACAGGUAAACAUUGGAUUCGUUUAGAAAUGAUGCCUAGCAUUCUUAUUGAUUCAUUAAAGAUAACAGUAAAUCCAUCAGAUGGAAGCUAUAUGCCAUCGUUAAUAGCAGUUAAUGCUGGAGAUUCUUUUAGUAGUCUCUUAGAACUCGCUACAAUUCCUGUAAAAAAUACUGAUGAAGAAAUUACUCUGCUACAAGACAUGCGAGAAUAUUACCCUUGCAUUGAAAUCGCUAUAAAACAAUGCAGAAAUGGAGGAAUAGACUGUAGGAUCCGUAAUCUUCAAAUUGUUGGAAGAAAAAAAUUAUUUGAAAAUCAAUUAGCAACAUCUGUGUCAUUUUUAGCAUCUGAUUGGGAAGCUGUGCAAGAGCAAAUGACUGCUCAAAGAAUCGGAGAUGGUCCUCAACACUCGGCUGUUUAUGUUUGGGGUCUCAAUGAUAAAGAUCAAUUAGGAGGAUUGAAGGGAUCAAAGAUUCAACUCCCAGUCUAUAGUGAAGUUUUAUCUAAAUUAAAACCAGUAUAUAUAGCUGGUGGAAGCAAAACUCUGUUUAUUGUUACUCAAGAAGGCAAACUCUAUGCUUGUGGAGAAGGAUCACAUGGUAGACUUGGACUUGGAAACAACAAUAAUGUUUGUGAACCAAAACAAAUUCCAUUCUUAAGUCAAUAUAUAAUUAAAAAGGUAGCUGUACAUUCAGGAGCAACUCAUGCAUUGGCUUUGACUCAAGAUAGUAAAGUAUUUUCUUGGGGAGAUGGAGAAGAUGGUAAACUAGGACAUGGUAACCGUGUAUCUUUAGACAAACCUCGUUUAAUUGAAGCUUUAAGAUCUAAACGUAUUAAAGACAUUGCAUGUGGUUCAGGACACUCAGCAGCUAUUUCUAGCAAUGGAGAGCUUUAUACUUGGGGACUAGGAGAAUAUGGACGUCUAGGACAUGGUGAUACGGUUACUCAACUGAAACCCAAGCUAGUCGAAGCUUUAGUUGGUCAAAGAGUUGUCCAAGUCGCAUGUGGCAGUAAAGAUGCACAAACAUUAGCUCUCACUGAGGAUGGAUCUGUGUAUUCAUGGGGAGAUGGAGAUUUUGGUAAACUCGGAAGAGGUAAAGGCGGUGGUUGCUGUACUCCUUUAUUAAUUGAUAGAUUAAAUGGAUUAGGUGUUGUUCAAAUAGAAUGUGGAGCACAAUUUUCAUUAGCUUUAACAAAAUAUGGAGAAGUUUGGACCUGGGGAAAAGGUGAAUAUUUUCGACUAGGACACGGGGAUGUUGAUCAUGUGCGAGAACCAACAGUUGUUGAAGGUCUCAGAGGAAAAAAAAUAGUUCAUGUGGCAGUUGGAGCACUUCAUUGUCUCGCAGUAACAGACACAGGUCAGGUGUAUGCUUGGGGAGAUAAUGAUCAUGGUCAGCAAGGAAAUGGUUCGACAGUAUGUAAUCGGAAACCGUCUUUAGUUCAUGGAUUAGAUGAUAUAAAAAUUAAUAGAGUAGCUUGUGGAUCGAGUCACAGUGUCGCUUGGAUUUUAACUAACCAACCUUCACCAAAUAAUCAAGAUCCUGUGACCUUUCCUACUGCUAAAGAUCCUCUUGGUCAAGCAUCUCUAGGAUUCAUUGAAACUUCAGAAUCAACGACGGCAACACCAGAUAAAAGUGCCAGGCCAUCUUUAUCAAGUAUUAUUUUAUCUUUAGAGAGUAAUGUUGCUAAACAACAAGCUCUUCAACAUGUCAUCAAUGCUUUAUAUAUUAUACAAGCUAGAGCUGCAAUAGUUACUUCCUUAAGAAGUCAUACAACUUUAACGUCCGCUGAAAAAUCUCCUCAACCUGAUUCUCCAUCAGAAGGAACGAUGAGUAGCAGUGUAGGUCAUACAGUUUAUCAAAAUGUCGGAGAAAUUGCCCAAGGUGGUGGAGAAGCUCCAGCAAAUGCUUCUGAAGUAUCAACAUUAGGUGGAAGCCCUAGAGCUACUCCAGCUCUUGAAGAUUUUCCAGUAUCUAUCUUCCCAUCAAUGUCAAGUUCUGCAAGUUUAUCUUCCAGAGCUUCAAAGAUGUCUACAAGUGCAAUGAGUGUUAUUGCUGCUACUUUAACGUCUAAUGCUCAAGUUGUUGGAGAAGGAGGAACAAUAGAAAAUGGUUUAGAUGAAUUUACUUCAACAUUAACAGAAGAUGAUGCUAGAAUGCUUGUGGAUCUUCUUAAAUUAGCUGUGGCCAAUCGAGUCAAUGAUGGAGCUAAAGAAAUCAUUUCAUCAGUUCUUAUAUCUCUAGCUAAAUCGAAUUCUCAUAUUAAAAAUAUGUUGCUUGAACUUUGUGUGACAGAACUUGAAGAUACUGCAGCAAAUUCUAAUUGUAUUAGUAAAACACCACAACCAGUAGUUCAAGAAACUCCACAUCCUUACUUUGAUGACACAACAUUAACUGGUCAUGUCAAAAUUCCAGGAGCAGAAGCAUUAAGAGUUGAGUUUGAUCGUCAAUGCUCAACAGAACGUAGACAUGAUCCACUAACAAUAAUGGAUGGAGCAGGACGAGUAGUAGCAGUAAAAUCUGGCCGAGAAUGGUGCGAAUGGGAAGCAGAAAUAAAAAUUCAAGGUGAUGAAUUAUUUUGGAGAUUUUCUUCUGAUAGCUCAGUUAAUGGUUGGGGCUGGAGAUUUACAGUUCAUCCAAUUGUGGCUAUUCUCGCUCCUCAUGAAUUAGGAUCUGAUCGUGCUGUCUUGACACAGCCAUCAAUAAUCUUAGCUGAAUGUCUUUUAAAUAAUAGUUUAUUAAAUUCUGAUAAAAAUAUUGUCACAAGAUUAGCAGCAACUUUAGCACAAUAUAAUCAAUUAAGUUUACUUACUCCUCAACAAAGGAUGUGGGCAUUAAAGAAGCUUCAAAUAGUAUAUUUAACACAUUUGAAUGGACCAGGAAUAAGAGCAGAUGCUGCUUUAUCAUCACUCUUGAGCUCUCUUCCACAAGCUUUAUUACGACAGUAUGAAUAUGAAGAUCCAGCAGUACGAGGAGGAAAGCAAUUAAUGUACAGUGACUUCUUUAAAGUUUUAGUAGCACUAGCUUGUGAUGUAGAAUUAGAUUCAAUGCCUUGUUGUUCAGAAAAACAUAAAUGGUCAUGGUUUAAAGGAUAUUGUCUUGCAGCUCGAGUAGCAAAAUCUCUGAUCAAUAGAACACCACUACCAAAAUCAUUUUGUACUGAAGUAACAAAAGGAAUUAUUGAAAUGACGACUGAUGCAGAUGAAGGAUCAAAAGAUCAUGAAAAUCAUGAGCUCUUUAAACGAGAACAUGAUGAACAACUUCUACUUUGGGUCAACAGAAGACCUGAAGAUUGGACACUAUCUUGGGAUGGAUCUGGUGCAAUUUAUGGAUGGGGACACAAUCAUCGUGGACAAUUGGGUGGUUUAGAAGGGGCAAGAAUUAAAUUACCAUCACCAUGUGAAAGUUUAUCUGCUUUAAGACCUGUUCAGCUUGCAGGAGGAGAACAGACUUUGUUUGCAGUCACUGCUGAUGGAAAAGUUUACGCUACAGGAAAUGGAUUAACAGGAAGACUUGGUAUUGGUGGAACAGCUUCUGUUAUGGUUCCUACGCUUUUAGAAUCAAUUCAACAUGUAUUUAUUAAAAAAAUAGCUGUAAAUUCUGGUGGAAAACAUUGUUUAGCAUUGUCAUCUGAAGGCCAUGUGUAUUCAUGGGGAGAAGGUGUUGACGGGAAAUUAGGACAUGGUGAUGGAAUAACUUAUGAACGUCCUAAACUGAUUGAAGCUUUAUUGGGCAUCGAAAUCAUCGACAUAGCUUGUGGAGGACAUCAUAGUGCUGCUAUAAGUAGUACUGGGCUCCUGUACACUUGGGGAAAAGGAACAUAUGGUCGACUAGGCCAUGGAGACAGUACUGGUCAAUCGAAGCCUAAAGUUGUUGCCGCUCUUCAGGAUUAUAAAGUUGUUGAUGUUGCUUGUGGUAGUGGAGAUGCCCAAACUCUUUGUGUAACUGAUGACGAUAAUGUUUGGAGCUGGGGAGAUGGUGAUUAUGGAAAAUUAGGACGAGGAGGAAGUGAUGGUUGUCAAAUCCCUAUGAAAAUAGAAUAUCUCGCAGGAUUGGGAGUAAUUAAAGUUGAAUGUGGAAGUCAAUUUUCGGUUGCAUUGACCAGAUCUGGUGCUGUUUAUACUUGGGGUAAAGGAGAUUAUCAUAGAUUAGGACAUGGAAAUGAUGAUCACGUAAGAAGACCAAAAAAAGUCGCAGCUCUUCAAGGAAAAAAAAUAAUAUCCAUUGCGACAGGCUCUCUGCAUUGUGUCGCAUGUUCAGAUAAAGGAGAAGUAUUUACCUGGGGUGAUAAUGAUGAAGGACAAUUAGGAGAUGGUACAACUAGUGCUUUACAAAGACCAAGACUUGUCUAUGCACUUCAAGGUAAGAAAAUUACUCGUGUAGCGUGUGGAAGUGCCCAUACUCUUGCUUGGAGUACUAGUAAAGCUACUCCUAGUCGACUGCCAGCAUCUACACCAAUGGAGUAUGAUUUAUUAAAAGAUUUUCCUCCGUCAGUACUCCACAAUCGUUUAGUUCUUCUUCAUUAUUUUGCUGAGCUUCUCUAUCCAUCUCUUAUGAUGUUCCCGAUAUCAGGAUCGAAUGGACUAAAUAAAUUAGCACCAAUGUUAGUUUAUAGCAUCAAAGAAGCAACAUUCAGAAAAGUGGUUCAAGCUACAAUGAUCAGAGAUCGUCAGCAUGGUCCGGUAAUUGAAUUAAAUAGAAUUCAAGUAAAAAGAGCAAGAAGCAAAGGAGGAUUAGCAGGUCCUGAUGGAAUAAAAUCAGUUUUUGGACAGAUGGUAUCUAAAAUGUCUCUAUUAACUCAAGAUGUUCUCUUCUUGCCUCACAGAGUUUGGAAAGUUAAAUUCGUUGGAGAAAGUGUUGACGAUUGUGGAGGAGGUUAUAGUGAAAGUAUUGCUGAAAUGUGUGAUGAAUUGCAAAAUGGAUCACUUCCUCUAUUUAUUCCAACACCAAAUGGACGAGAUGACAAUGGAACCAAUCGUGAUUGUUUCUUAUUAAAUCCAACAGCAAAAUCAUCUCUACAUAUAAAUAUGUUCCAAUUUUUGGGAAUUUUGAUGGGAAUUGCUAUUAGAACUGGCAGUCCAUUAAGUUUAAAUUUAGCAGAACCUGUCUGGAAACAACUCGCAGGUAUACCAUUAACACCUGCUGAUUUGACUGAAGUUGAUCGAGACUAUGUCCCUGGAUUAUUAUGCAUUCGAGACAUGGAUCCUGAUGAAAAAGUCUUCCAGACAUUGGAAAUGCCUUUUUCAACUCCUUCAGCAUAUGGUCAUGAUGUUCCAUUGUCCAGCAAAUACAAAAAAAUCACGCCUGAAAAUAGAUACGAAUAUGUUAAGCUUGCACUCAAUUAUCGAUUGCACGAAUUUGAUGCACAAAUUGCUGCUGUUCGAGAAGGAAUGUCUAAAGUAAUUCCAGUUCCUCUAUUGGCAUUAUUCAGUGGUGCAGAGUUGGAAACAAUGGUCUGUGGUAGUCCAGAUAUUCCUUUAGGGCUUUUGAAAUCAGUUGCAACGUAUAAAGGUGUUGAAGCAACAUCAAGUCUUGUUCAAUGGUUCUGGGAAGUCAUGGAAGAAUUUUCUAAUCAAGAAAGAUCCUUAUUUUUGAGAUUUGUUUGGGGACGAACUCGAUUACCUCGUACUAUUCCAGAUUUCAGAGGUCGAGAUUUUGUUCUUCAGGUGAUGGACAAGUAUAAUCCACCGGAUCACUUUUUGCCAGAAAGCUACACAUGUUUUUUCUUGUUAAAAAUGCCUAGAUACUCAUGUAAAGCAGUACUCCGACAAAAACUAAAAUACGCUAUUCAUUUUUGCAAGAGCAUUGACACGGAUGAAUACGCUAGAGUUCAAGCUGCAACUAAUUCUGAUACGGAUGAUGAUGACAGCUUAGCUAGCGAAGAGCAUACGUCCCUUUAGAUAGAUUGAUGGUUGUAUGAAAUAACGCUUUCGAUGUGAAGCACUGCUUAACAGGGAUAUACUUCUCAGAGAAAUUAUUUUUUUUAAUCAGUAUUUAAAAAAUCGAAACACACCACGUAAUAACAUCAUUGCUUUUAGAUCACACUUUAGAAAACGUAGUUACAAAAUAUAUAAAGCGAUUAACGACGAAGCAUUAUUAAUUUUGAAUAUGCUUUGCUCUGAUUUAUUUAUUUUUUUGCAUAAAUAAGUCAUUAUUUCAGGUCUUUAUAUCGCUUACACAUAAUUAACAGAUACUGACCGGUUGUUAUUUUACUAGCCAAUUGUAUGAAAGAUAAACAACGUGAGAAAAAUGUCAAUAAAAAUAAAUAAGUAGUUAUUAUGAAUUUUUUUGUAUGACUGCUAAUGUGAAUUUGUUAUUUUAUUGAAAUCAUGAAUUUGUUAAUACUUUUUUGUUCCUUAGAUAGAAACUAUUUUCCAAUUGUCAAUAAGUACUCUGUAAAGUUUUGUUUAUACAAUUUUUCUUACA